AUGCACACAUUUAGUAUAGAUACAAACAUCAACACUGGUGCACCAACCUCAACAUCGAUUCCUAAUUCGACCACUAUCACUCCACCUGAUGGUCCUAUUUCCACAUCCAAUAUGGAGGAGGGAAGAUCUUCGAACAUCAAUGAGAGAUUUAAAAAUAAGGACUCAAAUGUUACUAUGGGUAUCAUCGGUGAGCCUAUAACUUCUUUAUUCUCUUCUAUUUCAUCGGAUCAAGAGACGUCGAAUACCGAAGAAGAUGAACUGAUUGAAUUUGCUGAGCUAGAGUUUGAUCCUGAAGAUCACAAUGUUGAUGACAAUGCAAUCAAGUCAGAGAUUGAGCUUUUAUUAAAGUUUCAAGAGUCGAGGAUGGAGAAUUUGAUAGAUAAUGAUGUUACGAGUUUAGAAGACCGUCUUGCUGACGAAGCUAGUUCUUUCAAACAUCAAGUUCAAGAAUUACAGAAUGUUUCUCAUGAAAGCGAGAUACUGUUUGAACAGAUGAAAAAUAUAGAUGUCCUUCUGGGUGCCACAAAAACUUUGGUUGAAGACGUUUGUGCUCUUAACAAAGAUUAUGCCAAAGGAGUAAAUUCAAAGAAAGAAUCUGAUGGGAAGGUUUUUAUAAACAUUGAGAGCUCUCUUACAAGAUCAUGUUUUAAAACUGAACUUGCUCUUAUCUUAGAUCUUGUUCUUCGAUUACCCACUAAUGCUCCAUGCCCAUCAAUGAUCGUGUCACGAGGGGGAGAUAAGUGUGGUUCAUCGAAAAAUGGAGCUGAAGACAAAUCAAAAGUAGUUGGGAAGGUAUUUUCUACUAAAAUAUCAAUUCCGGUUUCAAAGAAACCUAUUAUCACAACUUUGAAAACAAUUGCUACUUCAAAUGUCGAAAUUGAUAUGUCAAAGCUUCAAUCGAAGAAGUGGCUAGAUUUAAAUGAAGGAGGAUUAGAUUCUUCAAAUGUCAAAACUGUUGAAUCUUCUAAACCAAAAUGGAAGGGAAAAGGGGUUCAAGUGGAGCCUACUAAAGAAGAUAAAAAGAAACUUCAAGAGCUUGAAAUGAAAAAAAUGAAGCAACUUAACAACAUUAUGAGAAUGAGAGCGAAUGACCCACCUGGUCUUAACAAAGGAGAUGCAAAUAAGAUAGUUAAGUUUUUAUCGAUAACUCCUGAUGUGGUGUUCAAAGGAGCUCUUCAAAACUAUCGAUUUAUAGUUGUCAGGGCUAACAUUGUUCUUUUUAACUUCACCAUCGAUGACUUCCUUUUGAUGAAUUUGAAUCAUCUCAAUACUGUUAUGAAGAUGAUGGGAUAUAUGAAUAAUGAGAAAGUUCAAUACAAAGUUGAACAUCAUUGGGUAUAG
Messenger RNA from Lactuca saligna, 1341 nucleotides. Lineage: Eukaryota; Viridiplantae; Streptophyta; Magnoliopsida; Asterales; Asteraceae. The record is from the annotation of a GenBank genome assembly.